AUGGAGGCAAUCGCUGCUCUCGGAGUAGCUGGCAAUGUCGUCCAGUUUCUAGAUUUCGGUCAGAAGCUGAUUUCCACAUCUCUGGAGAUAUAUACCGCGGGGACCGGGGUCACUGUUUCGAACAAAGAGUCGGAAACGCUCCUCAAAGAUUUCAUCGAAAGCAUUGAUACGGUGUCCGAAAACUUAUUGCAGUACGACACGAGGCUGGGCGAGAAACUGCCGCAAGCGACCGCGCAGAAUGGGCUUCAGGACAUUAUAAACGAUUGCAGGAACUUGGCCGCAGAACUUCUUGUUCGUUUCGAGAAGCUCAAACUCCAAAGAAAACCAGGACGAUGGCAGAGCACGGCGAAGGCAGUGCAAUGCAUGUGGCAGGAUUCAGAGCUCGUGGGAUUGCAGCAAAGGCUCAGUAAAUAUCAAUCUCAGCUUGCAUGGCAUAUUCUACUAUCACUGAGACAGGACUUCACCUUAAUGGCCGAUCGACAAGUGGAUCAAUUCACCGAAUUUCAGAACUCGAUGACACAGACGUUGUCGGAUGAAAUUCGACGCCAAUGGGAAAUUCUACCCCGUUGGCCGAUUCCUGAAGUGAAGGAAGACAGCGAUAAAAAUGGUCGUGAUAGUUCGGUUCCUUUAAUCCCGUUGAAAGUGCGAGGGACUCGCGGUGAGGACAAAUUGACCUUGCUGUCAGCUGGCAAUGGAUCAAGUAAGACGAUAGAGGAAUCAAUCAUACAAGACACUGCCCAUGGAUUUGCUACUAAGCUUGCUGAAAUCGAGUCUGAGGUCUGGAAUAGUCUCACAUUCCCAAUUAUGACGGAUCGUGAAGAUGAGAUUGCAGAUGCUGAACUUCAAACUUUCGAUUGGAUCUUCAAACGUCCACGCAGUAAGGAUCGACGUUGGGACAAUUACCUAAAAUGGCUGGAAACUGGCGAUGGCCUCUACUGGAUCAACGGUAAAGCUGGUUCAGGAAAGUCAACACUCAUGAAGCAUCUUUUCAACCACGAUUUAACCAGACAAGCGUUGAAUCACUGGGCUGGGAAUUUACCACUUGCUAUAGCGGGCUUCUUUUUCUGGUAUAGUGGAGGUGAGCUCCAGAAGACUCAGGUCGGCCUUCUUCGAUCACUUCUCUACCAGUACUUGAAGAACCACAGAGAACUGAUCCCGGUGGUGUUGUCAGAAUCUUUGGGGUUAACAACAACAGACCUGGCUGGCCAUUGGACUCUAUCAAGACUCAAGCGUGCGUUCGCUAGGCUAAUACAUCAAGACAUAUGUCCCCUUAAGAUCUGCAUAUUCGUGGACGGCUUAGACGAAUACCACGGCGACCACUCGGAAAUUGCUAGACUAUUCGUUGAGGUUGGACAAUCGAAGCACGUUAAAGUAUGUGUUUCCAGUCGACCAUUGCUUGUGUUUGAGAGGGGUUUCGGUAGCUUUCCUGGACUGAGCUUGCAGAAUCUUACUUUCGAUGAUAUCAAAAUCUACGUCAAAAGUCGGUUGGGCGAUAACGAAAGAAUGAAAGAAUUAAAGUAUGAAGAACCAGAGCUACAGCCACGACUUAUUGACGAGAUCCUCAAUAAAGCCGCUGGUGUGUUUCUAUGGGUUAAGUUAGUCGUACAGUCCUUAAUGGAAGGGAUUGGGAAUUUUGACCGUGGUGAAGACCUUGAACGACGACUUCAAGAACUUCCAGACGAUCUAGAGGACCUCUACUGGCAUAUGUUGGGUCGGGUGAAGCCAUCUUGGUACUUGGAAGAAGGGUUCAGAUUGCUUCUGCUAGUGAAAGCUGCCCAUCAUCGGUUGACGCUCCGUCAACUCUGCUUCGCGGAAACCCCAGACCUCAAAUUCGCUAUCCUAUCAGAACCACUUAAGUUUUCCCAGAAGAAACAAAAAGAUAUGUGUAUCAGUAUGAGAGGCCGAACUAAAAGCAGGUGUCUUGGGCUUUUGGAGGUAUCAAACACAGCAGAGACAAGCCCAACGAAGCAAACGGUGCAAUUUCUGCACAAGAGUGUCAAAGACUUUCUGGAGACACCAAAUGCACAACGACACAUCUCAAAGUGUCUCUGUGGGAAAGGAUUUGACCCUGAUGUUCAGUUGAUGAGUGGAUUUCUCAUAGAACUGAAGCACAUCUCGGAACUGAAUGCACUGAAAAGAGAAGCGUGGUUUGAUCAUGCCAAGCCAUUGAUCCGGCUAUUUAUGAAUCACGCGCGACGCGCUGAAGAAAACUCACAGGGCGCCCAGGUAGAGUUGGUGGACGAACUUGACAAUGUUGCGAGGUGGCUUUGGGGGCUCGUUACCUUCAAGGCGGCCGAGGAGAAGCUUAUGCACUGGUCCGUGGCUAAGCGCAGACCUCCUCGAGCUGACAACAAGAAAAACUACACGGAGGGGUCCAGAGAUGCUAGCUACGUUAAAAGUAAAAUACUAGAGAGCCCCGACUCUACUGCCGCUCAAACGAUAUCAAGGAUUCAACCUACAUUUGCAUUCUUCGCUGCUCAGCAAGGGCUAAGACACUACCUGAGUGCGAAGGGGGAGACUGAAGCUUUGGCCUACGCCAAUUGCCUUUACUCACCCAGCCAACAAUCCAACAAUGCCACAGAUUCAAACCCUAAAGGAGAAGGUACUUCAAUCUUUCCCUUAUCCUCUAUGCCAAGGAACGUGUUAGCACCAGAUCUACAAAGUGAGAGACGGGUAUCGAUGGAGCCUAUAGAAGCCUAUGUUCAUGAAGAUUUCUCGCCAGCGUUAUCUUUUCCCUCCACUCCCUCGAAUCCCUCAUCUGUCAAUAUUCACGAAGUUAACCCACGUUCUGAUAUCUCGACCGUCGACUAUUCCGAUUAUACAUCGGAAGUAUCUGGGGAACAUACCGAAUCACGGCACCCUCGGCGUAGUUGGAAGGCAAUCCAAUGGCAUUAUCUCUCAGAGUCUCUCUUCAGCAGACUAAGGAUGAUAUUCAAACAAGUGAAAAACCACCACCCCGGUCCCCGGCCCCGGCCCGCGAAAGACAUCAAAGACCGCGAACGCGACCUUCUCGUGGCACGCGUAGAUGACGGCGUGCUCGUGAAUUCGAACCUCGAGAAUGAUAUCGCAUCAAAUAGAGUUAAAGUCACCUCUCUCGCUACGGAGAGCUUUUCAAGUAACAAGAACAAUACCCUGGUGCUGUCACUUUAA
Messenger RNA from Hyaloscypha bicolor E, 3150 nucleotides. RefSeq lists its product as uncharacterized. The transcript has 2 exons. Bases 1 to 3150 code for a protein of 1049 amino acids. The record is from RefSeq and is a predicted model, not a curated record. Lineage: Eukaryota; Fungi; Ascomycota; Leotiomycetes; Helotiales; Hyaloscyphaceae.